This is a messenger RNA of Suillus plorans, 2128 nucleotides long. RefSeq lists its product as uncharacterized. The record is from RefSeq and is a predicted model, not a curated record. The transcript is spliced from 5 exons. Lineage: Eukaryota; Fungi; Basidiomycota; Agaricomycetes; Boletales; Suillaceae. The coding region runs from base 301 to 2022 and encodes 573 amino acids.
CUAUUAGAGUAAGUUCCGAUAAGUACCCCACGAAUCACGAUCGUCUCUGUGCACAACAAUUCAGGAAACAAUAUUGCGUCAAAUUUAUAUCAUUAUUCCUAUUAUCGAUCAUCUGAUGGCCAGAGGAAUGAAUUAUAGAAAAAUGAACACCGAAAACUGGUAUCUCAACCGCUAUCGAAUUCGCCUAUUAGGACUAGCCGCCGCCGAAAGGGUUGCGUAAAGGAAAUCAAACCAUAACUGCAUGGAUGCACUCACUGAGUGUAUAACUAAGCUUACAACGGCCCUUGGCCCUUCGUUGGAAUGCUGUUUACAAGGAAAGCCGCAGCUGUCUGGCUUGCUCUUGCAUUUGAACGGGUUCUGACUGCACAGACACCUCUGUCGAGUCAUACGCCUUCAUCCUUUUACCCGGGGGUCGAAAGUGAUCUUGGACAAUGGGUCCUUGACGAAGGACCUGCGGUGAACGCGACAGGUCAUCUGGUGUUUGAAACGGCCAAUUCCCUGCUUCAACACUGGGCAAAUACUCGUCAUCGCAUUGGUCAUACAAUAGUCCCAGGGACUGUUCCCGUGGGGACUCUCCUCUAUCAUGGAGCUCUCACCGGUCCCCAUUUACCGACCGCCUUGGAUUGGGUGUCUGUAGAGCCAGACCACUCCACAUUUUUCUCCAAAGGGCCAAUCGAAACAGGGUGCUGGCACCUCACCCUUGCAGUCACUCGGCCGAUGAAAGUGCUCUAUUUUGACGGAAACAGCGCUGCGAAACUCCCUGAGGGCACUUUGGACACUCAAGAUCUCGUGGCAUGGUCGGAAAUGAAACCCGAGUGGGUGUGGAAUGAGGAGCAGCGCAUAAAGGAUCUGUGUAAAUGGGGUGAGAAGUAUGGCGUGAACGGCUUUGUGAGGAUGGAAAUGAAUUUUGAAAUCAUGAUCUGCAACUUCACCUCUCACAUGGAAAUCGUCUCGUUCUUAAAUCUCGAGAGCAUGCGCAUUGGGAUCAGCACCGACCCGCCGCCAGAGGGCCCCAAUACUAGUGAGCGACUGUGUUCAUGUUUUGACGUAGGUCUGAUUUAUUGUCGGACAUCAGUACAUCACAUUUUUGAAUUCAUGCAUUCUGCUUCAUGGCGCGAAAAUUAUCCAGGAGAAACCCGGAUUAUGCUUGAUUUUUCUGGGCUUGUCUCUUUCUACGACACCGCUCUUGUUCCCUCCUUGGUGCCGCGCCGUGUAGGCUUGGACCGGUGGGAUCACCGAGUGGCAGGAAUAUCACCGGAGGAUAUAGAGCGCGUCCAAGACAGGCUAGCUCAAGCGUUAGCACGACCACCCACGACCACUAGCGGCAUUGACUGGAAAACGGUCUUGCGCGUGGUGGUCGAUCGAUAUGCCAGCCGCCUGGAGUUCAUACAGCACCUUUUGAACCUGACGUUGGACGAUGGGUCGAUCUUUGACCACGCACAACAAAUUCAGAGACAGCUGCGCACCGUGCUUUUGCCCUACACUGUGUUUGCAGCUCUGCCUCCCAAUACCUCCGUCACCGCCGACGCGACAAACUCGUGGGCUGCGCCAGUUUUUCGGGAAUGUGCUACGUCGCACACGGCCUCCAUAGCGUAUCGUGGAACAACAUUGACGCCCUCCGAACGUUUGCUCCUGCAGGCGGUGCAGGAAACUACGCAUGAGAUAUGCCGCGUCGUCACGAAGAUGUGGGCUUCCGGAAUGAAUUUUGGAGUCGACGCCUUUUAUCCUCCGGACCAACGCCCUGAAGUUGAUCACAUACAUACUCUCAUGGGCGAAUGGAAGGAGGACGUGACACAGUUAAUUUCCUGGUUGGACUGGAGCGUGUGGGCGAAGUGCCGACCGGCCUGUGGUUUCGAGGAGAUGUGCUAUUUACCUACUUGGCCAUUUGGGUUUUUCCGGGCUCCCGGCGCACCACCUCAAACCCAAUGGGACAGUGGUUCCUUAUGGCCAGACCCAAACAAAGGGGAAUGGAAGCGACCACAACCCAAGUGCAUCAGACGGCGGGAGCCAUAUAGUCUUUAGGAUACAUGAUUCACAUUACUGCUGAUAUAUACACGUCUUUUGUACACAAUUAUUGCACUGGAAUUUAAGCGCGCCGCGCCCACGUGGGGCCUCAGUAUGAUCGGAA